CCCACAGCAGUACCAACCCAACCACUUGCAAACACCCCGGUCUAUAGCUCUGGAGUGCUGCUCUUGGAUCCGAGGGGGACCCUGCGCCCAGUGGCCGACAGUGACCCCUGUUCCCUGUGUCCUGCAGGGAAUUCCGGGGGGGACGGAAGGAGCUCUGUGGUGCGGGACAACCCCCUCCCCUCAUUUCUCCAAGCCAGUGGCCCUCAAUGGCUGAUGGAUGCUUGGGCUGACUUUCCACCUUUGGCUUUGGGUUCUUCAUCUCUCCUUCAGCGGAUUUCUGGUUUUAUUUUGCAAGAACCAUCCCACUGGAUUUAGCAACUGGAAUAUUUUUGGGAGUGAUCACUGAAAGUAGUUUGCGGAGGAGAUCUUGCUUUAUUCCCUCCUCCUGAGUAUACGUGGUGAAGUUUGACCAAGUUGAUGGCGGCCAAUGGACCUACUCCAACCAAAGACUUUUGGGCCUGGCCCCUGAGGAACUAAAGGCUCUCUGAGCUGUGCCUUCUCCCAUUGCCUCUCUUCCUUGUCCCUCACCCCCAUCGACACCAUUCCCUGGCCCCACGACAACAUGAUCUUAGCCCGGUUUGAUUUCCACAGUUUCCUGCUCCGCCUUUCCAACCAUCCCAGGUGGGGCUGCCACAGACGCCCUCGCAGACGGGCUCUUCUCCUCUGGCUCUUGUUUCUUUGUUUGCCUGGCUGCAUCCAAGCAACUACCUUCAAGGUGGGCGUGAUGGGUCCUUGGAACUGUGACUCUAUCUAUGCCAGGGCCUACCCGGAUGCGGCCGCCAGCCUGGCUGUUUCCCGCAUCAACAAAGACCCAACUCUGAACCAGGGUUAUUGGUUCGAUUAUGUCCUCCUCAAUGAAGAGUGCCAGUCAUCGAAAGCCAUGGUGGGCUUUGUCAACUCAGAGCGCUAUGCCUCUGGAUUUGUAGGACCAGUCAACCCAGCAACCUGUGAGGCAGCUGGUCUAUUGGGAAAAGCUUGGAACAAGCCCAUCUUCUCCUGGGCUUGCUUGAUAGGCGAUGCCGAGAUGGAGCGUUUUGGCACCUUUGCCCGGCCAUUGCCACAGGCCUCUGCUGUAAUCUACACAGUGUUAAAGUACUUCCGGUGGGCUCACGUCGCUGUGAUAACCUCUGGACAGGACAUGUGGGUGGAAGCAGGCCAUGGCUUGGCAGAAUCAUUGCGCAACUUUGGACUCCCCGUCACCGUAGUGACCACCAUGGAAAAUGAUCCUGAAGGGGCCCGGGAUGCUCUCCGCAGGGUACAGAGGGCCUACGAUGUAAGAGCUAUCGUUAUGUGUAUGCAUUCCGCCCUUUUGGGUGGCGAGGAACAACGGAUCCUGCUGGAGAAGGCAGAAGAAUUGGACAUGACGGAUGGGACCUACGUUUUCAUCCCUUAUGAUGCCCUGACUUACAGCAUGCCCUACCAGAGGGAAAUCUACACUGCGCUAGAUGACAGCAUCAAAUUGCGCUUGGCCUAUGAUGCAGUGCUCACAAUCACCAUAGAUUCGCCAGAAAACUCCUUUCGGGAUGCCUUUCGGGAGGCUCAAGAGAAGAGGGAGAUUCCCAGUCAUCUCGAUGCUGACAAGGCUCAUCCCCUCUUUGGUACAAUUUUUAAUUCUAUCUACUUCCUGGCCAAAGCAGUAGAAAAUACUCGCAAAGCUGGCAAGUGGGUGAUGGGCACCAGCAUUGCCGAAAACACCAAAGAUUUUGAACUGGAAGGCUUCAGCCAGCAUGUCUCAGCUGAUGAAUAUGGCGAUGCUGUGAUCCCUUAUAUCAUCUUGGACUCAGAUGGCAAGGGCAGCCGCCUCUGGCCGACUUACAGGGUGGAUGUUGCAGGCGGGACCCUACGCUAUGCUGGCCACUCUGUCCAUUGGCCCCAUAGCUCCAGUCCCGACACAGACUCCAACUGCUGGUUUGACACUGUGAACAUCUGCUCUGGAGGAGUGCAUGCUGGUUUUGUAUUUUUCCUCUUCCUUAUGAUGAUUGCCUUGGCUGCAGGUGGGGUUGUACUUGCUUUCCAUCUUAGGCGCCGGUUUCAGCACGCCCAACUCAUGAAGGGGCCCAACAAGAUUGUCCUCACCAUGGAUGAUCUGACCUUCAUUAAUGCUGGGAACAGCAAAAAGAAAAUGAAUGACAGCCGCCCCAGUCUUGCAGGAAGGAGCAUGUCAGAUAUGAAAAGCAUCAAGAGUGUGGCGGGUCAUCCGGAGAACACCAACGUCGCUGUGGCCGAGGGUGAUGAGAAGCCAAAAACCAGCAGCCAUCUCCCUUUGCUCCUUCUUUUGUUUAACAGCCAAGGCAUAAUAGCCGCGGUCCAGGGCGACUGGGUGUGGCUGAAGAAAUUCCCAGGAGAGUCCCACACUGAAAUCAAACCCUCGACCAAAACAGCUUUUUGUAAGCUGCGGGAUCUGCGGCAUGAAAAUGUAAACCUUUUCCUUGGUUUCUUCCACGACUGUGGGAUCUUUGCCAUCGUCUCUGAGCAUUGCACCCGUGGGAGCCUUGAAGAUCUGCUCCGCAAUGAGGACAUGAAAUUGGAUUGGAUGUUCAAGUCGUCCUUGCUGCUGGACCUGAUUAAGGGGAUGAAAUACUUACACCAUCAUGACUUUACACAUGGAAGGCUGAAGUCUCGGAACUGUGUGGUGGACGGCCGCUUUGUCCUCAAAGUCACGGAUCAUGGCUACAAUGAGCUACUAGAGGCCCAGAAGAUACCACGGGCCGCAAUGAAAGCUGAAGACAGGUUCUGGACAGCACCAGAACUGUUGCGAGAUCCAUCGCUGGACCGAAAAGGCACCUUCAAAGGAGAUGUCUACAGUAUCUCCAUAAUCAUGCAGGAAGUCAUAUGCCGUGCGCCUCCCUACUGCAUGCUAGAUAUGAGUCCCGAAGAGAUCAUCACUAAAGUGGAGAAGCCGCCACCACUUUGCCGGCCUUCCGUUUCCGUAGACCAAGCUCCAAUGGAAUGCAUUCAACUGAUGAAACAGUGUUGGAGCGAGCAGCCUGAAAAAAGGCCCAACAUCAACCAAAUAUUUGAUCAGUUUAAGAACAUCAAUAAAGGUCGGAAGACAAACAUCAUUGAUUCUAUGCUACGCAUGUUAGAGCAGUACUCCAGCAAUUUGGAGGAUUUGAUCCGGGAGCGAACGGAAGAGUUGGAGGUGGAGAAGCAGAAGACGGACAAGCUGCUAACGCAGAUGCUGCCCCCCUCUGUGGCAGAGGCCCUGAAGACAGGAGCGCCUGUGGAGCCAGAGUAUUUUGAAGAGGUGACCUUGUACUUCAGUGACAUUGUGGGCUUUACCACCAUCUCAGCCAUGAGUGAACCCAUUGAGGUGGUCGACCUUCUCAAUGACCUCUAUACCCUCUUCGAUGCCAUCAUCGGUUCCCAUGAUGUCUACAAGGUGGAGACCAUUGGUGAUGCCUACAUGGUAGCCUCAGGACUACCCAAGCGCAAUGGUAACCGGCACGCAGGUGAGAUCGCCAAUAUGUCGCUUGACAUCCUCAGUGCUGUCGGUACCUUCAGGAUGCGUCACAUGCCAGAUGUGCCAGUACGGAUUCGGAUCGGCCUGCACUCAGGGCCUUGCGUGGCUGGUGUAGUGGGACUAACGAUGCCACGGUACUGUCUCUUUGGGGAUACAGUCAACACAGCCUCACGGAUGGAGUCCACAGGCUUGCCUUAUCGAAUCCACGUCAAUAUGCGCACAGUGGAGAUCUUGCAUUCGCUCAAAGAGGGCUUCAAACUGGACAUCAGGGGCAAAACAGAGCUGAAGGGAAAAGGCAUUGAAAACACAUAUUGGCUCACAGGCCGUGAAGGCUUUAACAAGCCCAUCCCCACCCCUCCUGAUUUGAUACCAGGUGCAAGCAACCAUGGCAUCAGCAUGGAUGAGAUCCCUCUGGAGCGGAGGAAGAAGCUAGAGAAAGCACGUCAAGGACAGUCAUAGCCAGGGGACCGCCAUGGAAUGCCGUUUACGAGAGAGAUCAACUAGCAACCAAGUCUAUGGUGUGUGCCUGCCAGUGCUUUUGGACCAGCUCUGAUGAGGCCUUUUGGAGACAAGGAGAGGCAAAGAGGCAGGAGAAACCCUUUGAAAGGAGAAUGAAGAGAUGGCGUUUGAAAGGGUCCCAGCCUCCUUUGCCCAUGGCCAUAAACAACAAUGCGGACUCAUCCACUCCCUCCUACACCACAUGUUUCCCUCAUCUGCUCUUGUCAGUUCUGGCAUUUGGGAGAAACUUCAGCUCAACCUACUAUUUUCAUAUCAAAUAGUGCAUGUGCAUCCUGGGACUUGAGACAACCUGUGGCUCACCAUUUCAAAACCUAUCCAAAGGCUGAGCACAUGAAGGGACUUCGAUCAACUUAAGAAUGGAAGUUGAUCAUCUCCUGUCAUCAGAGACUUUGUUCCAUCCUUGCCAAGACUGCUCCUAAGGAUGUGAAGCCACUGAGGAAAACCAAAUGCAAAUACGUCCUCCGAUGUGGCAUUCUCCAGAGAAGUUUGGGCUUCAGUAUUGACUGCUAUGUUUUUGUGAGAAUGGAUGGUAAACCAACUAGGGAGCAAUGAUGAGGUGGUUACAUGAAAUUAUAACCCACCACCACCAGA
Anolis sagrei ordinatus is the source of this 4573-nucleotide messenger RNA. RefSeq names its product guanylate cyclase 2D, retinal (gene GUCY2D). The record is from RefSeq and is a predicted model, not a curated record. NCBI's taxonomy places the organism in Eukaryota, Metazoa, Chordata, Lepidosauria, Squamata, Anolidae. Gene Ontology annotation, molecular function: peptide receptor activity; adenylate cyclase activity; ATP binding. Gene Ontology annotation, biological process: cGMP biosynthetic process; protein phosphorylation; receptor guanylyl cyclase signaling pathway. Gene Ontology annotation, cellular component: plasma membrane.